AUGGCUGACUCUGGUCCCAACGCCGACGCUUCUCAGCUUCCCCCACCUCCCCAGGGCGGCGCCCCCGGGUAUGAAAACGGACAGGGCAACCAGUCGAACCCCUCCCACAUGCCUCCCCCGCCGCUCCAUAUCCCCCAGAACACGAACCCCAUUCCGACUGCCAUAACCUCUCCCAUGUCCGGGCCUGGAAAGGCUCUGUCCCCUGGCGGUGCUGGCUUUGGACGUCGUGCAGCUCCUGAGCCUAACAAGCGAGCUCUCUAUGUCGGAGGUCUUGACCAGAGGGUCACUGAGGAGGUUUUGCGUCAAAUUUUCGAGACAACCGGCCACGUUCAGAGUGUCAAAAUCAUUCCCGAUAAGAAUGCUAAGGGCUAUAACUACGGGUUUGUCGAGUAUGAUGAUCCUGGUGCGGCUGAGCGCGCCAUGCAGACUCUGAACGGCCGACGAGUGCAUCAGUCGGAAAUUCGCGUCAACUGGGCCUACCAGUCGAAUACCUCGAGCAAGGAGGAUACCUCUAGCCACUUCCACAUCUUCGUUGGCGACUUGUCCAACGAAGUCAACGAUGAGAUUCUCACCCAGGCAUUCUCCGCCUUCGGUUCGGUCUCGGAGGCUCGAGUUAUGUGGGAUAUGAAGACUGGUCGAUCUCGUGGUUACGGAUUUGUCGCUUUCCGCGACCGCGCUGAUGCCGAGAAGGCGCUGAGCUCCAUGGACGGCGAAUGGCUCGGCUCUCGUGCUAUCCGAUGCAACUGGGCCAACCAAAAGGGCCAGCCCUCGAUUGCUCAGCAGCAGGCUAUGCAAGCUAUGGGCAUGACCCCUACGACGCCUUUCGGUCACCACCAGUUCCCCGCCAACGGUAUGGCGAGCUACGACAUGGUUCUCGCCCAGACUCCUUCGUGGCAGACGACCUGCUAUGUUGGCAACCUCACCCCCUACACCACACCCAACGAUGUAGUACCGUUGUUCCAGAACUUCGGAUAUGUAGUCGAGUCUAGGUUCCAAGCCGAUCGCGGCUUUGCCUUCAUUAAGAUGGAGACUCACGAGGCUGCCGCCAUGGCCAUUUGCCAGAUGAACGGAUAUCUCGUCCACGGUCGUCCCCUGAAGUGCAGUUGGGGCAAGGACAAGACCCCCAACCAGGGCGGCUUUGAUCCCGCUCAGCAAGGGUUCAGUCCCCAGAGCGCGCAAGGCCCUGGUUUCCCCCAGACCCCGACCGGAUACUUCCCGCAGUACGGUACCGGACAAUACGGUGGCCAGCCUGGUAACUAUGGCGGUCCCGGUGGACAGUCGCCUGCCAACUACGGAGGCCAGAACGUGGGCUACGGUGGCCCCCAGAGCGGUGGUGGCUAUGGCCGUGGAGGGCAGCCUCCCAACGCCCAGUGGCCUCAGGGCCCCAAUCCUGGCCAGAACUACAACAAUGGCUUCAGUGGUUACCAAGGUUAG
Scedosporium apiospermum is the source of this 1434-nucleotide messenger RNA. RefSeq lists its product as uncharacterized. The transcript has 5 exons. Bases 1 to 1434 code for a protein of 477 amino acids. Lineage: Eukaryota; Fungi; Ascomycota; Sordariomycetes; Microascales; Microascaceae. Gene Ontology annotation, molecular function: RNA binding. The record is from RefSeq and is a predicted model, not a curated record.